GUGGUUCCUGGUGCUGCAGGGGAAUGUCGUCCAUGAGGUGAAUGGUGAGGACGGCGUCCACCUGCUCAGCUCCUCAGAGGUGGAUGAGCUCAUCCUCAAAGCAGACGAAGCUUUGAUGAUGUCACAGACUGCUUCCACAGUGACCUCGAUGCCAACAGUGGAGUACCAGGAGGAGGCGGAGCCAGAGCUGCCACACGUCUCGGUGGAGAUCACAGGGCUGGAGGCGGAGCCAGAGCUGCCACACGCCUCGGUGGAGAUCAAAGGGCUGGAGGCGGAGCCUCACUCCAAGCCAAGUGUGGCGGAGGCCAGCGCAGAGAACCCGGUGACCAUGGUGUUCAUGGGAUACCAGAGUGUGGAGGACGAGGCUGAGACCAAGAAGGUGCUGGGGCUGCAGGGGACGGUGACGGCCGAGCUUGUGCUCAUCGACGACAGCAAUGGAAAAACGUUACCAGGAGAAGGAGGGAUGGAUGAUGGCGACAGCAGAGCCCAGAUCACAGCACCGCAUCCAUCUGCCUCCGUCACCUCCACCCCACUGACAACCUCCAGACCUCCAGUGGCGACGCCAGCAAGUAACAGGGAGUUGGCGGGAGAGGCCGAGGGAAGAGUGGUGGAGUUAAAGAAGGAGAAACAGGCAUGUAAGUGCUGCAGCAUCAUGUGAUCCUGAAGGGGGCGCUGCUUUACAAUAUAAUAAAUUAAUAAAAGUAAAACUUAAACUCCAUCCACUAACCUACACCAUGCCUCUAACAUUACAACGUCACUUCUUGCUUCCUGAUAAAUAAAACCAGGCACAUUUUUUUGUAUUUUCUGAAGCUUUUUACUUUUGUACUGGUCAUGUUGAGACACCUGACGUAGCAAUUAGCAUUUGCAUCAGGGUUAGCGUUAGCUUCAGGGUUAGCAUUUCUGUCAGGGUUAGCAUAAGCGUCUCAUUCAUCUGUAUCAACUCUGCUGCUGCUUCUGGUUUUAUAAAAUAAAAG
Paralichthys olivaceus (Japanese flounder) is the source of this 974-nucleotide messenger RNA. Lineage: Eukaryota; Metazoa; Chordata; Actinopteri; Pleuronectiformes; Paralichthyidae. The record is from RefSeq and is a predicted model, not a curated record.